Molecule: messenger RNA, 4854 nt
Organism: Danio rerio (zebrafish)
Lineage: Eukaryota; Metazoa; Chordata; Actinopteri; Cypriniformes; Danionidae
Source: RefSeq, a predicted model, not a curated record
GAAAGACGCAUGCACUUUUGAAGCUCACCCAGACUGCAGUAAUAUUUGCGCGUGUUUGUAGUUGAGCAUGUAAACUUUAUGGUGGUUUGUGGAGUGGGCCGAUGACUAGAGUCAGUUUCAGUAGCGAUCUAGAAUACUGGAUGGACUUUUAACAUCUUAUCGGGGUAGAUUGUGGACUAAAAAUGGAUUUGAUCUCAUGUUGUUGGAGGCUGUGUUGUCGGAGAACACGAGAUCCUGUUUUUCCCUCUGGAGUGAGCUUCCCACUUGAUUGCCCAGUUUAUAACGACACGUUCAUCAAAGUCAGUGUCUAUGGAGUGAGUGACGAACAGCAGUCGAGCAACUUCCUUGGAACCAGCCGCUUCUCCGUGGCCGAUCUCCUCCAUUCCAAAGACCAGCAGCUUUCUCUCAGCCUGAGGACAGCAGAUGAUUCUGUCACAGUGGGCACAGUUCUGGUGAGCCGGAUGAAGAUGGGGGAGAUUGAGGAUGGAGAGGUGGAUCACAUUACAGCCGACAUGCACCAGAAGUGCACGCUGGUGUACGAGUCGUCACAUGGCAUUAAUGAUAAAGAGAACGGACCAAUAAUGAACACUGUGUUUCAGAAUGCAGUGUGCAAGGUCUACCGGUUUCAGACGGUGGACAGUAAAUGGAUGCUGGUGCGGGAACAGAUGGCGGAGUGUACACUGUCCUUCAGCAUCCCGAAGCAGCUCAUUGGCCUCUGCAUUCAGGAGGACACCUGCAGGAUACAGGAGCUGAAGGAUCUGGGAGAGCUUUCACCACACUGGCACAACCUGCGGAAAGACGUGAUCUCUCGCUACGAACAGAUCAUCAAGGAGUACCAGGACACGCUGGUGGAGCUGGAGAAACUCACAGGCCCGUCGUUCAAGCCCAGCUGCAGCAAAGGCCAGAAGUAUCUGGAGUUCAUUCCCAUCAACCUGCACACGCAGAGGAUGAGGGUCACGUGUCCCAGGAAAACAGAUUCCUGCUAUGAUGUGGUCACAGUAGGAGCUCCGGCAGCCCAUUCGCAAGGCUUCAAGAACGGGGGAUUGCAGAAACUGCUCAGCAAAUAUGAGUCUGAGAAGAAGAGCUACAGCACAGCAUAUCAGUGCAUCUACUAUCCUCCAGAGCAGACGACCAAAGCCAGAGAGAUCCUGAGUGUGGUUUCUCAGCUGCAGCCGCACAUCACUGCAUUGGCCGAUCAGCUGCUGCAGAGCCCCAGAGACGCUCUCAGAGACACACUUAAGAGCCUGGAGGACAAGACGGAGCAGUUUGUUCAUGCUCUGAAGGAUGAGCUGGUGAAGAGCGCCCUCCUAGCGCUACAUGCUGCCCGUCCCGGAUAUGUCAGCAAAAGUCAGACUUCUGCACCGUCCAGCCCACCGGAGCCGAAUGAGGAGCCUAAUGUGGUCUGCAAUAAUGUGAACAGCUCUCAAACACCGCUGAAAGAGAGCAAAGCGUCUCCUGUCCGCUCAGACUCCAUCCCGCACCAUAAAGAGUACGAUGAGGAGGAAUGGGACAGGGUCUGGGCCAGUGUGGCGAAGAGCUUGAACUCUGUCAUUGCCAUGGUGGAGAAACUACAGGAGCAGGACAACAACAACCAGGAGUCAACACCCUGUCAAACACUCGCAGACGUCAUCACCUCACACAGUCCCGAUCGCCCCAUGGAUGUGGUGGACUGGCGGGAUCAGCUUGGGGUCCUGGUGCAAUCGCUGAAGGAGUGUGUGCUGGAUGUGGCAGAGAGAGCCAGACACUCCGUCAUCUUUGUGCUGCUCCAGGAGGCGGCGUGCAGCACGGCACAGGGUCUGCAGCUCCAGCAGAGACGAGACACCGUUUUCAGCCAAGCUCUGACGGCGCUGGCGUGUGGAUUCGUCAUGCGGUUGUACGCUGGUUUAGAGGAUAAAGGUUUUCUCAGACAGCUGCAUGCAGUCGGCCUGGUGGCUCAGUUUGAGAGUCUCCUCAGCACGUACAGUGAAGAGAUUGGCAUGCUGGAGGACAUGGAGGUGGGCAUCUCAGAUCUGACCAGAGUGACGUUCAGGAUCACAGAGGCGCUUUCUGAGGAUUCAGCCAGUCUGACGCCCAUCAUCAGCGGUAGACGAGACCGUUACACUGUGGAGGUGCCUCUGCCACAUGAUGCCUUCCAGACGCUGCCGGAUGAGCUGCGCCAGGGCAAGCUGCUACACGUCAUCCCUGUGCUCUUCAAUGUGGGCAUCAACGAACAACAGACCAUCGCUGAGAGGUUUGGUGACAUUUCUUUACAGGAGAGAAUAAACCAGAAAAACUUUGAGAUUCUAGAAGGUUACUAUAAAUCGCUGAGCAACACGCUGCCGUCGGAAUGUCUGCCGAGUUUUCAGACGCAGACGGACAUUAAGGAGCUGCUGGAAACGCUCGGACAGAAUGUAGUGACCAAGAAGAGGAAGAACGUGGAGAUAUUGUGGCUUGCAGGAACGAUCUGUCGACGGAUGAAUGGUAUCCGCUUCACCAGCUGUAAAAGUGCCAAAGACCGGACGUCAAUGUCGGUGACGCUGGAGCAGUGCUGUCUGCUGCGGGACGAGCAUCAGCUCAAUAAAGACUACUUUGUGCGCGCUUUGGACUGCAUGAGGAGAGAAGGCUGCCGGAUUGAGAAUGUGCAAAAGAAUAUAAAGUGCAGGAAAUACGCCUUCAACAUGCUGCAGCUGAUGGCUUUUCCCAAAUACUACCGGCCGCCUGAUGGGACAUACGGGAAGGUGGACUCAUGAGAAACAGCACCGUUCCUCUUAUUAUUGACACAUCUACAGUGGGGUUCAGAAGCUAUGCUGACAAUUUGGAAAUUAUAUUUGAGAAAAUGUAUUAUAUGACACAAAAUUAUCCUUCAGGUGCUGCUCAGUCAAUCUGACUCUUAUUUGUUUGUUAGGUUUGGUUUAUUCAUUUAAAUGGUACGAAUAUUUUGCCACUAUAAAUAUAUAUAUAUAUAUAUAUAUAUAUAUAUAUGAUGAUUAGCCAGUCAGUCAACAACGACUUUCGGGCACCUUAUGGGUCAUGAUUUGCCAUGGUUUCCUAUUUCUGACUGCUUCUUUCAGUUGAUCCAUGUUUAAGUUGGUGUCAGUCUUGGUUGUGUCCAGCCAUCGUGUUCACUGACGCCCUCUUCUUCUUGAUCCACUGACUGCACCGAGCAUUAAAGCUGUUUCCAUAGAGUUGGCUCGCAUGAUAUGACCAAAGAACGAUAGCCGGUGCUUGGUGAUUUCGCCCUCUAGCGAUACAUUUUGUUUGACACGCUCCAGGAUCAUUUUGUUCGUGAUCCUCGCCGCCCAUGAUAUGCGCAUCAUUUGCCUCCAGCACCACAGUUCGAAAGCAUCGAUCUUCCUUCUGUCUUUCUUCUUGAGUGUCCAGCUCCCACAUGCAUACAUGAAGAUUGGGUAAACAAUGGCAUUGAUUAUUCCGAUCUUUGUUACAAUGCUGAUGUCCUUGCUUUUCCAUACCUUCUCCAUUCCUUGCAUUGCACUGCGGCCAAGUUCGAUUCUUCGUCUGAUCUCCGGCCCUGACUCGCCAUUGUAGUCGAUCUUGGAUCCAAGGAAGAUAGGAAGGAAGUCUUGGACUGAUUCGAUUUCCUCAUUGUCAAUUGUUAUUUAUAUAUAUAUAUAUAUAUUUAUUUUUAUUUUUUAAUCAAGGACAUGAUUUGAAUCUUCUUUAAAGAGAGACCAGACGAGUUCUCUAGUUCUAUGAUCAAAAAUUAGUUAACAGGUCAUAAAUAUAUAUAUUUUUAAAACUAACCCAUAAAAAUACAAAAUAAUCAACAAAAAAUGUUUUUAAAGAGCCCUUAUAAUGCAUUAAAAAAGGUCAUGUUUUGGUUUUGGGGGUCUCCAACAACAUGCUGAAAUGCAUGCAAGGUCAAAAAACCCUUUCAUUGUAUUAAUAAUCUGCAUUUAUUUUUAUCUAAUUUUUCCAGAGACUCCCCUAUGAAUUGUUCAGUGAGUCAUUUGUUCCCAAACUCCAAACUCCUCUUUUUUCUGAUGACCCAGUUUGUUGUGAUUGGUCGACUGGAUUCAGCGCCAGACAGAGAGAAACACCCACCAUGGCUAUAAAGUAGCAGAAAGUGUUAUCGCCCAAAGCUGGAAUGCAUUAGAGAGCCCCUGUUAUGGGAUUUUGAAAAUGAGCUUUCAUGCAGUGUGUAACACAGCUGUGAGUGAAUGAAAACAGAGUCAACUAUUUCGUCACAGAUUCAAUAGUUUUAAACAUGGUGCACUUUCAGAUUUAAUCCUCAGCCGGAUGUUUUCAUUCACUCAAAGCUGUGUCACACACUUCAUGGAAGGUCAGUUUCAAAAACCCAUAGUAGGGGCUCUCUAAAAGAAUAUAGUAUUUCAAUUUUUUCAAUUUCAUUUCAUGAACAUCAUCGGCGUUUAAUAAUAAUAAAUUUUUAUAAUAUUUUAUAAUAUAUUUAAUGACUAAUAUUAAUAAUAUUAGUCACACAUCAUCAUUGAACAUCAUCAGGGGGUUAUUAUUAUUAUUAUUAAAUAUUUAAUUUAAUCAAUUGUUUUACUUUAAUUACAGCAGCACUUGCACAAAACCCAGUAUACCAAACAAUAAAUAAUGAUAUGCAAAGAGCAGACUUUUGAACCUCGCUGUAAAUGCUGAAUAUAUGUAUUCUUCUGUUGUCUUUAAUAAUCAGUAGAUAUUUCUCCAGAUAUGCUACUGAAAAGGCUGAACUCAUGUUUUAUGUUUGCAAGGAAAAAAUGCAGUGCAUUAUUUAAAAUGAUAAUUUAAAAACUAAAUGUAAACUAGUAAAUAUAGAUUUUAUACAUGUAAGUGCAUACAAAUGUUUUCUAUCAGAAGAGAUUGUUCAUGCAGGAAAUGUAGCUUUCAAUGCCAAAUAACUGUUUGACCCCG